AUGGAACCAGAGCCGUCCCUUACCGCUCUCCUUGAGGCUGUCACAGCCCUCACAGCCACAGUUGGGUCCCUGCAGGACCAAAUUUGCAACCAAGGCCAACAGCUUAUUGAACUCAAGGCCAUAUGCAAGGAGACCGCCAACUUACUCGGCAACAAGGAUCAAGGAGCUCCCCCCGUCCAAACCCAGCCUGGCCCAUUGACUGGGCCUGUUACUCCCCCUACCCACACAAGGGGAGAAACCCUCACUCCAGGAACAAUUAGGCCUGGACUCAAGGCCCCCUUCCGCCCAUCCAGGGGCACGGGCUUUGACUCAGAAGAAGAGGAAGAACCCAGGCGAUCCCCCAAAAAAGAGCCUUGCAAUACACCUAAACGGAGCCUCAGCUCCCUCACCCCAUUCGAUUCAGGGUCCAGCGUAAAGCGGCCCAAAAUGGAACUUCCAGAUCCCUACAAAGGAGAUUCCAGGGGAAGAAAGGCAACCCAGUGGUUGGACCAAAUGCUGCUGUGGGUUGCACUUCAUCAAGACCAAUUCAAUGAAGAAGAACAAAUGGUCGUGUGGAUCCUGUACCACAUGACAGACAAGGCAGCUGACUGGGCACUUCCCCUCAUUGGGGCUAUUAUCAAGGGCAAGGGCAAUCCCCCAACCACCAUCCCGGCCUUAACAGCCAAAUUCAAAGAAGCCUUUGCCAAUCCAGACGCAAAGAGGGCAGCCGCCAGAAAGAUUGCCGCGCUUACUCAGACAACCACUACGUCUGAGUAUGUCACUGAGUUCCGCAACCUCAUGGCGGAACUUGACUGGAACACUGAGGCGUACAUUGCCCAGUUUACGCGCGGUCUUCACUGGAAGGUGAAGGAACUCCUGUCCACUAAGGACAAUAUCCUGGAUGACAAUCUUGAGGCUAUAUUUGCUGCCUCAAUCAAAAUUGACAAUACUUGUUGGGAAAACGAGGAGAACCGUCCCAAGAAGCUUCCUGCCAAGUCCCCGGCCACCGUGGCCACUACCUCCACUACCACCACACAACGGGUCCGCCUAUCUGAGGACCCCAAUUACGUCACCCCGGAGGAAAGAGAUUGCCGCCGCACAUCUGGCCUUUGUGUCAAGUGCGGUCAGAAGGGGCAUGGGAUUAAACAAUGCCCUAAUGGAUGGAAGGCCACCCCCAAGGAGACCGCUAAGGUAGCCCAGGAUGAGUUGGAAAAAGAAUAA
Molecule: messenger RNA, 1200 nt
Organism: Rhizoctonia solani
Lineage: Eukaryota; Fungi; Basidiomycota; Agaricomycetes; Cantharellales; Ceratobasidiaceae
Product: Retrotransposon-derived protein PEG10
Exons: 1
Coding region: 1-1200 (399 amino acids)
Molecular function (GO): nucleic acid binding; zinc ion binding
Source: RefSeq, a predicted model, not a curated record